Messenger RNA from Amphiprion ocellaris (clown anemonefish), 1068 nucleotides. RefSeq names its product peroxiredoxin 1 (gene prdx1). Gene Ontology annotation, molecular function: thioredoxin peroxidase activity. NCBI's taxonomy places the organism in Eukaryota, Metazoa, Chordata, Actinopteri, Pomacentridae. Gene Ontology annotation, cellular component: cytosol. Gene Ontology annotation, biological process: removal of superoxide radicals; cellular response to stress; leukocyte activation. The transcript has 6 exons. The record is from RefSeq and is a predicted model, not a curated record. The coding region runs from base 61 to 657 and encodes 198 amino acids.
AGAGCUUCAACACUUCGUUCCCCCAAGUCCGUGUGGUGACAGCAACAACUGAGACUGAAGAUGUCUGCAGGCAACGCAAGAAUUGGAAAGCUGGCCCCAGACUUCACAGCCAAAGCGGUGAUGCCAGAUGGACAGUUCAAUGACUUGAAGCUGUCGGACUACAGAGGGAAGUAUGUGGUCUUUUUCUUCUAUCCGCUGGACUUCACCUUUGUGUGUCCGACUGAGAUCAUCGCUUUUAGUGACGCCGCCGAGGAUUUCAGGAAGAUCGGCUGUGAGGUGAUCGCCGCCUCUGUGGACUCCCACUUCUCCCAUUUCGCAUGGACCAACACACCACGUAAGCAGGGUGGCCUGGGCAGCAUGAAGAUUCCUCUGGUAUCCGACACGCGACGCACCAUCUCCACAGAUUAUGGUGUUCUCAAAGAGGAUGAGGGCAUCGCCUACAGGGGUCUGUUCAUCAUUGACGACAAGGGCAUCCUGAGACAGAUCACCAUCAAUGACCUCCCAGUUGGACGCUCGGUUGAGGAGACCUUGCGUUUGGUCCAAGCCUUUCAGUUCACCGACAAGCACGGAGAAGUCUGCCCAGCCGGCUGGAAACCAGGAAGCGACACCAUCAAGCCCGACGUCCAGCAGAGCAAAGACUUCUUCUCCAAGCAGUGAUAAACCCAAGGCCAGAGUCUGUCACCUGCUGUAGGAGAUUUCAUUUCAUAGUCACAUUUUCCAACGAUAUUUAAGUCAGCUGCUGUGCCUGUGGAGGAGUGUUUAGGAGACUGUUGAUGUAGUCAACAUGUUGUGUGUGUUUUGUUGUUUGUAGAGUUACAAGUGCACUUAGACCAAAGUAUAAAACUGUGUAGUAAUGCUGCGGUAAUGUCGGUUGUAUGCACCGUCUGACAGAGCUAAAUGUCAGUUUGUUUCAUCUUGUCAUUCCACACUGUUGUUAGGUGCAAACAUUUUCAUUGGGAAGAAGCCAGAAACACUUCUGCUUUUUAUGUUGUUUUUUUAUUUUUACAUUGGACAACAUAUGUUCUUUCAUCCAAAUAAAGAAUUCAGAAAACCGCUCACAUCAACAAA